Messenger RNA from Penicillium lagena, 348 nucleotides. RefSeq lists its product as uncharacterized. NCBI's taxonomy places the organism in Eukaryota, Fungi, Ascomycota, Eurotiomycetes, Eurotiales, Aspergillaceae. The transcript has 3 exons. The record is from RefSeq and is a predicted model, not a curated record. Bases 1 to 348 code for a protein of 115 amino acids.
AUGAGUGGCAAGCAAGGACAUACUGGGCCAUGUGUCGCCCACAAGAACACGAACAGGAUCUACUUAGGACCCGGUGAGGGCACCGCGAUGCGGGAUGCCAUUGAUGCCGCACACAAACGGGUCCAUGGACUGCUUCCUCCAGAUCUCGUCAUUCGACAUCGAUGGAGCGACAACUUCGAGGUACACGCGCACAUGCUGUGCUACCAAUCUCUCUAUCUCUUCCGCAGAUGCAAGCCCCGUCUGGAAUCUGAUCCGAUGAUUGCUAACACGGGACUGCUCCCAGCUCUCAACAUCCCAGACCCUGUCCACCCGAAGGAUGGCAACAGAGGAAAGCAGUGGAUUGAGUGA